This is a messenger RNA of Mesitornis unicolor (brown roatelo), 233 nucleotides long. RefSeq names its product sodium channel modifier 1-like. Lineage: Eukaryota; Metazoa; Chordata; Aves; Mesitornithiformes; Mesitornithidae. The record is from RefSeq and is a predicted model, not a curated record. The annotation marks the transcript as partial. Gene Ontology annotation, biological process: RNA splicing. Gene Ontology annotation, cellular component: nucleus. The transcript is spliced from 2 exons.
ACGCACCAAAGGUGGCUCCGGCCCGGCCUCAGCGCAGCACCAAAGGAAAAGCCAAAUCAUCGUCCCUGAGUCGGCCCGAAACCCUCAGCCCUGAAAAGCGCCAGGCCCUGGAGCGGUACCUGCAGCUGAGGAGUGCUGGCUGGAUCCAGGACCGCUCCGGCAAGUGGGUGAAGGACGAAAACGCCGAAUUCGACUCAGACGAGGACGAGCCACCCGCGCUGCUGCCGGCCUGA